AAGUAAAGAAAAUGGAAGCUGGGAAACAAAAUUAGGGGGAAAUCUUGAGGAUGAAAUCCGGUCAGAUCUUGCUUUAUGGGAUAUGGAUUUUAGUGGGUCUUAUUUCAACAGGAGGAUCGUUCAUAUCUCUUUCUCCAAACCCCCCACCCCAAUAGAAAAAGCUUCAACCAAACCGAAGAGCACCCAUUCAUCACUAGGCAAACAAGAAAGCUUCUUUCUUCAUUUUUCUUCUUCUUCUUCUUCUUCUUCUUCUUCUUCUUCUUCUUCUUCUUCUCUGCAAUAUGGGCAUGGCAGUUCAGUCUCAGUUUCAUGUGCUGGCUGUUGAUGACAGUCUCAUAGACAGGAAAUUGAUUGAGAGACUCCUCAAAACUUCUUCAUAUCAAGUUACCGCUGUGGAUUCCGGAACUAAGGCUCUAGAAUUUCUGGGUUGGCAUGAGGAUGACCAAAUUCAUCCAACAAAUGAUCACCCUUCACUAAUUCAUCCAAACAAUCAUCAUCAGGAAGUGGAAGUCAAUCUGAUCAUCACAGACUACUGCAUGCCCGGAAUGACCGGAUAUGAUUUGCUCAAGAAGAUUAAGAAUUGUUCAACUCUAAGAAACAUACCAGUCGUGAUCAUGUCAUCAGAGAAUGUCCCUUCGAGAAUAAACAGAUGCUUAGAGGAAGGAGCAGAGGAAUUCUUUCUGAAACCAGUGAGUAAGACGGAUGUGAACAAGCUCAUGUCUCACAUAACCACGGUGAGAAGCAAACAGAGUAAAGAAGAAGACGAAGAAGAAGAGAUACUAGAAUUAGACGAGGAGGAGAAAUCCGAUAUCCAAACACAACAGCUUCAGCAAUGCAAAAGUAACAAGAAGAGGAAAUCCAUGGAAGAAGGGCUUUCACCCGAUAGAACAAGGCCUAGAUUAUUCGACAGUCUAGCCGUUGCCAAUUAAUAAUAAGAACAAUCUUUGGGGAAGAGGAAGAAGUUGAGACUUUCUUGUCGAUGAUUCAUUCUUAGCAGCAGCAGCACCACCUGCAUAUGCAUAGUUUUUUCAGGGGGAGAAAACAAUUUUGUUGAGUUGAGAAAGGUGAUCCAGGAUGGAGAAGCUGGUUUGGGGAUUUGAAUAUGUACAUAGCAAAGAUCUACAUAUAUAUAUAUACUAACACAUAAGUAACAUUUCCAUUGAUCGAACAAUUAAUAUUCAUAAUAUUCAGUAUGAUCAUAAGAGUUUUCUUAUUU
Impatiens glandulifera is the source of this 1216-nucleotide messenger RNA. Its product is annotated as two-component response regulator ORR9-like. Gene Ontology annotation, biological process: phosphorelay signal transduction system; cytokinin-activated signaling pathway. Bases 282 to 929 code for a protein of 215 amino acids. Lineage: Eukaryota; Viridiplantae; Streptophyta; Magnoliopsida; Ericales; Balsaminaceae. The transcript is spliced from 5 exons. The record is from RefSeq and is a predicted model, not a curated record.